GUCUUUAUUCUUCGCUUAACUGCAUGGUUGGUUUAUUUCUUGGUCUUCUUGGGUCAAAAUAUUUAGCUAAAUUUGUAUGCUUGAUGAUGACAUUUUUGUGUUGGUACUUUCUGCCUUGUGGUAGUUUAUAGUUUUGUCAGUUAAAAAGUUGCUAUUUUUUUUGGAAAAAUGAGAUCUGGGUUUUUGUCCAUUCGUCGUAUGCUUGUGAUUUGGUUCUAGAUCUUUGGUGAUUUACUCUCUUGGUCACUUUAUUUUACCAGAUCUGAAGUUUUAUGCUAUGGUCAUCCUUUUAUGGAACUUAGUUCUAUCUUUUCUUUGACAAUUUAUUGCAAUAUUGCUGCUGUUAGCCCCCUGUUUCUUUCUAAAAUUUACGACUUUCUUUCUGGGGAAUUUUUCGUUUGAAGUUUUCUGGUAUUAGAGUGAGUGCUUUAGCCUGCUUUAGUUUGCUAUCUCUGAAGAACAAUGCUAGUGGCAGUUUAAGCAGUGAACUCUGAUUUUGGGGCUGUUUGUCUUGCUGGAAGUUGCUUUGUCUCCAUCAUGCUCAAACAAAUUCUAAGCAAACUUCCACGGAAGUCACAAAAAUCUGAUUCAUUAGAUUCAGCUGGAAUUGAUUCUGGCAAUCAGACUUCUAAUUCAGGCAAUGGAGUUCAAUGUACAAAUAUUGGGAAUAGUAUAUCAAGUCGAUUAAGUGUUGUUAAACGGGUGUCCUCAGCUGUUUUUCCUGCUAGCAUCAUGGCUGGAGUGGAGGCAGUGGAGCCCAAUCUAUCUUUCAAGGAUGUUUCUAAUCCACAGAAGCAGAACCUGUUUAUCAGUAAAUUGAAUCUGUGUUGUGAGGUUUCUGAUUUCAGUGAUCCAGAUAAAUCUAAUGCUGAGCAGGAUCUUAAACGUCAAACAUUGAUAGAGCUUGUUGAUUUUGUUUCUUCGGGUUCUGCAAAGUUCAAUGAACCAGCAACUGCCGCAAUGUGUAAAAUGUGUGCCAUUAACCUGUUCAGAGUUUUUCCACCUAAAUAUCGCUCUAAUAGCACUAGUGGUGAAGCAGAAGAUGAAGAACCAAUGUUUGAUCCUGCCUGGUCAAAUUUGCAACUUGUAUAUGAUCUACUUGUUCGGUUUAUCAGUUAUAGCUCUCUAGAUGCAAAGGUGGCAAAAAAGUAUGUAGAUCAUUCUUUUAUUUUGAGAUUACUUGACCUCUUUGAAUCUGAGGACCCCCGGGAAAGAGACUGUUUGAAAACAAUUCUCCAUAGGAUUUAUGGAAAAUUCAUGGUGCACAGGCCCUUUGUUCGCAAAGCUGUUAGCAAUAUCAUCUAUCGUUUUGUUUUUGAAACUGAAAGGCAUAAUGGUAUAGCAGAGCUCUUGGAGAUUUUUGGGAGUAUUAUCAGUGGGUUUGCUAUUCCAUUGAAGGAGGAGCACAAGAUGUUCUUGUGGAGAGCCCUUAUUCCUCUACACAAACCAAAAUCAGUGGGUGUUUAUCAUCAGCAAUUAACAUACUGUGUUGUACAGUUUAUAGACAAGGAUCCCAAGUUAGCUAAUAGUGUGAUAAAGGGACUGUUAAAGUACUGGCCAGUUACUAAUAGCCAGAAGGAGUUGAUGUUUAUAAGUGAGUUAGAAGAGAUUUUGGAGAUGACCAGCAUGGCCGAGUUCCAAAAGAUCAUGGUUCCACUGUUUCGGCGUAUUGCAUGCUGCUUAAACAGCUUCCACUACCAGGUUGCUGAGCGAGCCCACUUGGUAUGGAACAAUGAGCACAUCCUCAAUCUUAUUACACAUAAUCGCCAGGUGAUUUUUCCUCUUAUAUUUCCAGCCCUUGAGCGGAAUUCCCAGAAUCAUUGGAACCAAGCGGUGCUUAAUUUGACACAAAAUAUAAGAAAAAUGUUCUGUGAGAUGGAUGAAGAGCUUGUGCUUACCUGCCAGCGUAAGUUGGAGGAAGAAAACUCUCGAUUGAGUGAGGCAGCUGAGAAGAGGAAACUAACAUGGGAACGCCUGGAAAGUGCUGCUGGUUUCCAACCUGCAGCUGCUAACAUGAUACCUCCUGUGAAACCAGCUGCAUGCCCUGUUGCCUGUUAAUUAUCCGAGUAACUGUGUUUGGAAAAGAAAAGAAAUAUACAUAUAUAAAUAUCAAGCUGCUCUAAUUGCAGCGUGGGAUGUUGCUUCUCGAAUUUGGUCAAGUUUGUGAUUCAGUAGGGUUUGUAUCUCAUCACCAAAAAAUGGAAGCGGUUUGUAUCUAAAGCUAAAAUUGCUGUACUAAAAUUAUUAGUGAUGCUACUGCCUUAAGAUUCAGAGGCAUUGAGUUGUUGGGUUGCAAGAGCCAGUUUGCUUGCAAGUAUAUGUAUCGGCACCUCUUGUAUCGAUUAUGGGCUGCUUUUAUCUGUCCGUAUUUUGUCUAUACAUGAUUUAUAGCUUUGCUCUA
Molecule: messenger RNA, 2401 nt
Organism: Theobroma umbraticum
Lineage: Eukaryota; Viridiplantae; Streptophyta; Magnoliopsida; Malvales; Malvaceae
Product: serine/threonine protein phosphatase 2A 57 kDa regulatory subunit B' kappa isoform-like
Biological process (GO): signal transduction
Cellular component (GO): protein phosphatase type 2A complex
Molecular function (GO): protein phosphatase regulator activity
Source: RefSeq, a predicted model, not a curated record